Haliotis rubra (blacklip abalone) is the source of this 10568-nucleotide messenger RNA. RefSeq names its product PHD and RING finger domain-containing protein 1-like. The coding region runs from base 273 to 5369 and encodes 1698 amino acids. The transcript has 14 exons. The record is from RefSeq and is a predicted model, not a curated record. Lineage: Eukaryota; Metazoa; Mollusca; Gastropoda; Lepetellida; Haliotidae.
CAACAUAUUAAUUCGAAACUUAUUUCAAUUGGAUUGCUUCAUCCGGGCACCUGCACUAAGAUGGCGGAUUCUGCAACAUGGCAAAACUUGCCAAGAAUGUGCCAAGCUUUUGGAUAAAAGUAGCGGAUAUUUUACUUAUAUCUUGAAUACGGACAUAUUACGGGUCCAUAUCAACAUUUACGGAUACAUUUUACAGGAAUACAUUGAACUUUUAACAAGCAGAAUGUAAAUUUGACAACAUUGAUGUGAAAGAGAUUAAGUCAUACACAACCAUGAGUAAGGUUAACUUUGAGAUGGAAGGGAUGAUGAGUGGCGAUUCUGACUCGUCGGAUGAAGGCAGAAUGCAAAUAGACGAAUCAGCAACAGCAUCAUCAGGGGGCCCACAGACAGCAGAGGAUACAAAAUUAGAAGAGGAAGAGGAGGAGGAAGGCAGUGAUGAUGAGGAAGAUGAUGAUGAAGAUGAGGAGGAGGGUGAUGAGGAAGAGGGCGAGGACGAUGAAGACAGUGGUGGGGAAGUCGAUGAGGUUGAAGGGGAGGAUGAUUCUGAUGAAGAGUGGGAGUCGGAGGAGGAGGAGGAGGAAGAAGCACAAGCUGCUGGCCUAGUGGUUGAGAGCGACUCUGAUGAUGAGAAUGCUGACAAUUGCCCAAUCUGUCUCAAUCGCUUCAAAGAUCAAGAUGUUGGCACUCCUGAAGCUUGUGACCACAACUUCUGUCUUGAGUGUAUUCAAGUGUGGGCAAAUAAUGUGAACACCUGCCCCGUUGACAGACAGGUGUUCCGCCUGAUUCUUGCCAGACAUCCCAGCGAGGACAAGGUUUACAAGAAGAUCCCUGUAGAAGAUAAAAAUGCUCAGGAGGAAGAGGUUGAGGAAGAGCCGACAUACUGUGAGGUGUGCGGCCGAUGCGACCGAGAGGACAGACUUCUGCUGUGCGAUGGCUGUGACCUAGGGUAUCACUGUGAGUGUCUGUCACCACCUCUGGCCGACAUCCCUGUAGAGGAGUGGUUCUGUUCAGACUGUGCCGCAGCCAACAGGGAAGGUGCUGUUGAAGAAAGUGAAGAGGAAGAUGUAGACAUUCGUCCCCGACGCCGUCUCAUAGCUCGUACUCUAGUCAGUGAAAGAGUGAGGACACGGAUCAGACAGACCCGUGUUGAGAGGGCUUUACGGAUACCACCAGAACUCAUCUCAUCUGAUGAAGAAGGUGUGUCCGCUGCUUCAUCAAGUCAACCCUCGGCAUCUCCUGCGAAGAAGAAAUCUCCUGUCAAACGACGAAAAAAGACCACUAGGCGGAAAACCCGUAAACGUAAGAGUCCGAAGAAGCGGAAAACUAAAUCUACAAGCACUAAAACUAAUAAGAAAACUGUCGGCAAGCGGAGGAAGAGGAAGAGAAAGGGUGUAAAGAAGCGAAAGCUGAAGAGAGGCAGCCCACUUACAGCAGCCCCUGCCUCCACCACGGUUAAGUCUCGGAUCGCGGGCCGUCUUGGUCUGUCCAAGCCCCCAUCGGGACUCUCUAUACCUAUGCAGAAGCUGCCCUUGGAGAAGACUCUGGCACAACACCAAGCCGAGGAUGGUGGCUUCUCCAUUCUUGGCCAUAAGGAUGAUCUAGAUCAUUUCCAAGACGAUGAUAUAUCAACUGAAGUUCAGCCAAGUGGAAGUGGCAAGGCUGGCCGUCUCACCAAGUAUUCUGUAUUGUCAUUGAAGUCCCAUCGCCCUGUUGGCAGAGUGAGAAUUCCCAAAGCGUCAACUCCGUCCACCCUUGUGGUCGAGCCAGCAGCAGCAAGCAGCUCCACCUUCGACAUCCUGGGCUGCAUCAUGCAAAGUCAGAGCAUGCUCAGCAUGAAGAGUGGGGAUGUCACAAUCAAGAGAGAUGGUUCUCUCGUCGCUAACAAACCAGUCCCAAAGGCAGAAGUUCAUCUAAAAGACGGCCACACUUUUGAGUUAAACACAUCUACAAAGAAGGAUGUUGAUGAGUAUGAUCCGUGUCACCCAACAGAUGAAGCCCAGGAGGAAGCUCCAGCUGAAACACAGUCCUCUAAGUCUGGCCACCUCGUUCCAGCAGCCUCCAUUGGCUUUGAGUAUGAUCCUUUCGACCCCACAGAUGACUCGCCAGCCCCAACAGGCAAACCCGAGUAUGAUCCUUCCUCUCCAACAGAAGAGGAAGCCGAAAUGGGAGAAGAUGUUGCCAAAGACAGUGAAGAUGAGACAGGUACUGCUAUGGAGGAUGUUGACAAGGAAGAUGCUGAGGAUAAGACUGAGCAAGAUGAUGAUUGUUCUAAUCUUGAUGGGGAGGAGGUAAAAGAGUCGGAAAAAACAGACGAGGAUUGUGUGAAAGAGGAUGAGUCAGAGGGUGAUUCCAUUCCAGGUAUCAAGAGCCAAAGUGAUAUUUUUGAAGCCAGUAGUGAGAUUACAUCUGAAGAUUCUAAGGUGAAUCCUGAAGCAAAGUUGGGUGAAUGUGAUGCUGGGUCCCAGAGUGAAGUGAUGGAGUACGCCCUGGAUGACACUUCCAUUGACUCAGAAAAACCUCUGCAGAUUGAUGAAGGUGGAGAAGAUGAAGACAGUCAGAAGGAAGAGGACGACACUGAUGAGACUGUUGCUGUGGAGGAAGUAGAGGAAACUGAAACAAAUUCGCAAGAUGCCAAAGAGGGUCAGGAGGAAGAGGAGGAGGUAGAAGAAGAAGUCGAGGAGGAAGAGGUUGCUGAAAAUGAGGAAGGAGAAGAGGUGGAGGAUGGUGAUGGUGAAGAAGAAGAAGAAGAAGUUGAGGAAGAGGAGGUUGAAGAGGAGGAAGAGCAAGAAGAACAGGAGGCAGGAGGUGAUGAAGAGGGUGAAAUUGAGGAAGAGAUUCAAGCUCGGACAAUGGGGUCAAAUCUAGGAGGAUGGGACACAGAUGAAUCUGACUAUGAAAUUACCAGGGAACAGGAAAACAAAGUGCCCAUUUCUGAAUUCCCACGUAUUCCUAAGAAGAGGAGUUACAGAAAUAAAGAUGCUGAUGAUGAUUUAAGGACAGUGUUGUCACGUUUAGAUGAAAAGGGCCAUGGUCACCGGGCAUUUGAAAAGAAGGAAUCUGUUCAUAAGAGUAAAGAGUCCAAAGAUAGGACUUCUAAGUAUGAUAAGAGAGAAAGAGACUAUGAAAGAAGGGAUAAAGAUAGACGUGAUGAUCGAGAAGAACGAUCACGUGAUAAGCAUAGCAGAAAAGAACUCUCACGAGGUGAAUAUGAAAGUUCAUCUCGGCAUAAACGAAGGAAAGAGACUAGAUCUAGAAGUAAGUCCCGAGAUAGAAAGGAUAGGUCUGGGUCACAUGACCGUAGAAGGUCAAGAUCACGUGAAAGAUCAUCUCGCAAAAAGCGUAGAGAACGUUCGUAUUCUCGUGAAAGAUCAUAUGAAAGAGAAAAGUCUCACAAGAAAAAGAGACGUGAUCGUGAUCGUAGUCGAGAUCGUAGUAGUGAACGUAGUAGUGAACGUAGAGGUCGUAGAAGUCGUUCUCGAUCUCACAGUCCUAGAAAAUAUUCUGAAAGAGACAGUUUUUCUAAGCAAAAUCGUGAUAGUGAAAGAUCUUUUAAAAGGAAGAGUGAAAGGGAAGAUUCUAGGAGUGAGUACAAGAAGAUUCGAUCUGGAGAUGAAACGGAAAGGGAAAAUACCAAGUAUUCCUCAGUGAAAGUUAAUCACAGUGCACCCAAGUUAGUGCCUGUAUCUUUCACAGAUGACCCAAUUGUUCUUAGUGAUGAUGAAGAUGAGGAGCAGGACCAUGAAAAUAUACCUCUGCCAUCCUUCGGGCCAAGUGGAAGUGCAAAGCCUGAUUUGGCAAAGAAAAAUGAAAAUCUGGACAUCAAAGGUGAUAAGCCUGAUGCUAAAAGUGAUAAAUCAGAAAGCAAAAGUGAAAAGUCAAAGAGUGAUAAAUCGGCAAGUAAGAGUGAAAAGUCUGAAUCGAAAAAUGAAAAACCUGUCCGUCUUCAGUUGAAGUCGGUUACCGGUAGUAAGUUGUCUGAGCAGUUGAUAAAGCGAGGUGGUAUUUUCGGCAAGGAGCCAUCUGUGUACGACCCUGCUCACCCUACAGAUGAGGAGCAGGAGGUAGAGAAGGGAAUCUCUGUGGACUUUCAAGGUGUUGUGCCCAACAGUACGUCACCUGACCUUCCGCCACAGCUCAUGCAAAAUGCUCACGGACAGGGGCCUUUCAUAAGUGAGAAUGCAUAUAUUUUGACAAGUGAGCCAGGGGUUAUGCAGCCACAAAAUAUUCCUCUGCCUGCUGUGACAUUCGGGAUGCUUCAUCCCAGACUUCAACCAGGUUUGCCCCAGAGACAGAUUCUCAUGAACCCUGUUAUGUUAAAUCAGCCACCCCCUUUCACACAACCCCAACCAGGUAGAUUCCCACGUCUCCCGACCGGGACCAUGCCUCGGUUUGGCUGGCAAGUCAACCCCCCUGGGGGCAUGAUGCAGCUACAACAGAACAGAUUCGGUGCUCGUAUGCCCCCUGGCCCUGGGGGAAUGCCCACGGGGGCAAACGUGAUGAACGGUGGCUUCGACCCCAUGGGUCCAGAGCAUUCACGUCCUCCCUUCCCACCUAACAUGCACCUUCCGCCAGAUCCCAACCACCCACCUCCAGUACAGAUGAAGAUGAACCCGAUUCGUCCUCUGCUGCCAAACCCACUAAGACCACCUCCUGGACCACAGGCUCCCAAAUCUCAGCUGGAACAGUUAGAAGAGAUCUCAAAGUUAUUAAGUGCUCAAGCCCAGCUUGCUGCUCUUGAAAAAGACAAAUCCUCAUUUAAUUCCCCCAGUGGGAAGGGGAAUGGCAUCUUUAAGGUGCCCCUUCCUCCACAGUUGUUUGGUAAAGGGGCUUUACUGAAAGCGCAGGAGUCUGUGGAGACAACUGAGGUUGUGGACAUGGACAUGUCUCCGUUAGAUGAUGAUUGUGAACUGGAGCUGCCCACCCCACCUGACUGCAUGAACACUGACCCUGAUGAAAAACCCAAGAAGAGGACAGUUGACUUGAAAACUUUUAAGAAAACCGUCCAGGAGCUGUCCUCAACUCAGGAUGAUCUGCCAUCAUCAGCUGCAGACCUCACAAACAAGGACAAGUAUUUGAAGAAGCUGCAUCUCCAGGAACGGGUUGUUGAUGAAGUGAAGCUGGCCAUCAAACCCUUCUACAGCAGCAAGAAGAUCAAUAAAGAUGAAUAUAAGGAGAUUCUCAGGAAGGCUGUGCCAAAGGUGUGCCAUAGCAAGAGUGGAGAUGUUAACCCUGUAAAGAUUAGGGCUCUUGUGGAUGCAUAUGUUAGCAAAGUGCGCAAAGGUCGGAAACCACACAAGGAAGUUAAGAAGAAAUCCAAAGACGAUUCAAAAGCAAAUGGUGAAAGACUAAAGGGGAAACCAUCUCGAUAGCAUUAACUUAUUGUAUCAUAUAUUGAUGUAGCAAAUAAACGUGUGAGUGCUCGGUGACAUAUGAUAUGACUGCCUCUCACCUAUGUGACAUUUUGGACUCGUCCAUUGCUGUGAUGUGAUCAGUCGACAUGGUAUUUGAGGGGGUGACAAGCAACUGUUGGGCAGUCACUGUGGAACCUGCCAAUAUCAUAAACUGUUACUGCCUGUUUGGUCACAUCUUAUACCAUGGUGAAACUGUGUGUGUGUAAAUAUAUAUAUAUAUAUCAAUGUUGAUGCCAUUCAUCCAGGAAGAUAUUGUACAGCACAACUGCGGUGUAAAUUCAUCAAUUCCUUUAACCAUGGUAACGGAUUGGUUUAAGACUUUAUCCAGUGUGGAACUAGACCAACUGAAAACUGUGGAGUGAAAGUAUGUUAGUUUUGUGCAAAAACAUUCUUGCAAUUUCAUUUAGAUAAUCAAUCAUUGUUAAUAUUAUUACUUGGAGUUGUUUUCUAGGAAGCCUGUUGUCAGACAUGUGAGAUAAAUAGAUUUAUCACCUAUCAUUGUUACCUGCAGGGUCACAUGACCUCCAUUUCCAGGGCAUGAAAGCAUGGCUACAUAUCAGUUUGUUGGUGAAGUUUGACUGUUCUCCUGGGUGCAACAAAUUUAUUCUUGUUCAAGACACUGCGAUCCUAACUCUAGCCGCAGGUCUGGAGAAAACGUACCAGGCCCUCAUUCCACAAAGUGAUCUUAGGUUUCAGGUGGUUGUCAAUCGCAUACUUUAAACAUAGGCUUAUGAUCAUCAUGUUUUUUGUGGAACAGGGCCCAGGCAGUUAGUGAUGAAUUAUUAAAGGGGCCUGGAUUUUCAUUUGGAACCAUAUUUCAGUCACAUUUCAAGCUUUAUGAAACUAUAUUCCAUACUAUAGAAAAAAUAUUUUUGUCCCCAUCAAAUUUUGUUAAUCUAUGCUUCACUCAAGCAGUUUAUCCUAGAUAAAAUAUUGAAGUAUUUUCCUUUUGUGGAUAUAAUUCCUUUAAAAAUUUCCAGGCCACUUUUGAUGAAUGGGAAUUUUGAAGGCAAUCACAACUCAUGUAUGAAUGGAUUCUACUUAAAUGUUAGUUUUUACAAAAGUUUUCAGUCAUGACUAUCUGAUUUUUGUUCAAAGCUUUUUAAAUCAUGCAAGCUGAUAAAAUAAAGUGAAAUAGGGAUGUGUAACUUCAAUCUUUAUCAUCUCCAUUAAACCUGUCAUGCUGUUCAUGAAACCGACAGAUUUGUAUCCUUUGCUGUGUUGUGAAAAUGGCAGCUCAUGGCUAUAAACGUAGUCAGCAAGUUUAUCCAACUUGAUCAUGGUCAAAGGGAAUUGAGGACUGGAAAGGACCUGGCGUAUGCUGGCAACUUGUAGCUGAAAUGUUCCUGUAUUGUCAUUAGAAUAAAGAGUUUCUGGAGGAAGAUAGUCUGGAAGAUAGUCAGGUAUCUUGAAAGAUCACCAACAGGGAGGUGAUACUGGACUUGUGUCUUUCUCAAAGUGAACACAUCAUUUCAUUAUCAUUUCUUGAAAACUACUUUAUUAUCUGGAAUUAAGUUCAGGUGAAUAUUAAUUGAGAGAUGUAAAAUCUGCAAUCAUAUGAGCACUCAGAUAGGGCAUUUUUUAAAUAGUGUAGGAGGAGGUUAUUGCUGUAGAAAAUAUAUUAAUUUGGCUGCAACUGCAGCCAUAGAAGCCAGUCAUUUGGACAUUUGUCUCAUGUAUUGGGAUUCCUCAUCAGUUGUUUGUUUUGUUUAUAAAUUCAAACCUUUUGUCGCCUGGACAAAUAAUAUUUGUCUAAAUAUACCAUUUAUUUGAGGUCACCUGGACCCAUAUUUCCUGUUCUUUUAUAGAGCCCACAUAGCAGAAAUGUUGUUCAGUACAAAAGAACUGAAACACUGUCAGAGAGAGACAAGGAUAUGUAUAUAUCAGUUGAUCUUUGGGUCCUACAUAAGAAGAGGAAUCUUGUCAUCCAUACUGUAUCUGAAAUCUCACAGCUCAGGAAACACUCACUCUACUGACAGCAAAUCUCUGCAUGAUUUCAAGAUGCUUCCUACUCACGGUGAUGAAACAAGGCUUCCAUAGGCUGAUAACAGUUCUGCAUGUCAGAUUCUAUGAUCAUUCCAGUUUUAUUUAUACAGAGGCCUUUGUCCACCAUCGUUGAACAUGUAGACAUAAGCACUUAAGCUUGUCAGUAUGGUUGAGAGUCAUGGUUAGAGUAUUGGACUAUACAGCAGUACGGUGAAAGACCUACUUUAAGUUGGGACAGAUUUUAACUCUCUCUUUUUUUAGCCAAUUGCUAUAAAGUUUUGCACCCAUCUCUUAUUUGCUUGUUUAAUUAUCUGUUAAUUAUCAGAGACAGUUGCAUUUUUAAGCUAUAUUCAUAAUAAUGCAAAACAUAAAGACAGACAUGCCAGUAUAUUGUCAUGGUCCUGUAAAGUUCUUCAUCCUUCCAAAGCCUUCCAUUCCUGACAUUUUAUUCUUCCAAGACUUUAAUUCCCAGGCUUUUGUGUGUGAUUGCUUCUAGUGACAAGCCCUCAGUUUGUGUUGACUGUAGUUGUAGAGGAAGUGUUCUGUACAAAUAUUGCAUUCUUUUCUUAGUAAAGUGUUGUGUUCAAACAAACUGCAGCCUGUUUGUUCUGAAAAAGGUUCAAGUCAGGGGAUGAAUUACUAUGAUGAUAUACAAUGAAACAUUGAUAUUAGUCACCUUUAUUGUAUUCCAACAAGUCACUAGUCUUUUAACACAAUAUCCAAAAUGUUCCAGACAACUUUGCACCAUGUUCAGCUUGUGCUGUUUUCAAAACAGGAUUUUGAGCUCAGAAGCAGACUAGGCAGCUCACAUUACUGCAAACCUGUUAAAACUUGGUUUGUGCUAUGUGUAACUUAUUGUACAUUAUUGGGUAUUAGCCAAAAUCCCAGAACCUUUUUUUCAGCCUGCCCUUGAAGUAAUUUCAAAAUCUGUAUUUGGCGAAAGAAAUUGUGUAUAAUUUGAGAAAGUGUCAAAUGUUAACAUAAUCAAUUAUGGUUCUUGUGGAACAGUGAUUAUUUAUCCCUCUGUAUGGAGAUUAAGAUGUUUGAAAGUAGGAUGAUUAAUAAUUUCAUUGUGAUAUGUGAUUUCAAGGGCCAGGUUGGGAUAGGGUCUGGUGGUUUAAUGUACUGAUUGGCUAAUACUAGAUAAUGUGAGGUAGGAGAAGUUUGUGGUCUAUGUUCUUAUAUCAUUUUUUCACCCACCCAUGAUGUAAACAAACCAAAAUGCUGAAACACAGUUAGAAAUAGCUGGUCUAUUACCAACUGUCAGUUUGACUGACAGUGAAAUGAACUUGUAAGAACCUGUAUUGUCUUUGUCAUGGUGAGUAAUUGAAAAUCACAAUCAUGACUUUAAUUGGAGACAGUGCAAAUAUUUUUUAAUGCAUUUAUACCUGUCUUUAAGGUUGCUGACAAGUUUGUGAAGAAUGACAUUCAGAAAUAUUUAUUUCAAAGAAGUCUUCUGUAAACACUUUGUUCAGAUUCGUGUAAUUCACAGACAUAUUUCUAGGAUUUUUUUAAAAGGUUUUGUCCACAUUUUGUGGUCUUUCUUUGUUCAUACAUCAAAUAUCGUAAAAGUGUUAUGUGAAGUCAGUCUCGGUUACAAAUAUUUUGGAAGAUCACAUAACAGGGAUAAUUAUGGUCUGUUGUCAAUUUUUAAUCAUGAAAUAUAGGGUAUAAAAUGUUCUCCAAGGUUGGCCAGAUUGAGUACAGAAUUAAUUUCUUCAUUAGGAAAAGAGAUUGUUGCUCCACCUGUUUGUGUAAGAGAACCUGUCAGUUUAACAUUUUAUGAAUGUGAAGGUCUAGAAUUAUGCCAGAACUGAAGGACAGGAAAUCUUUAGUUCAUUGAGAAGUGUUUGUGGUUGAAGGUUUGCUUGCAGUGGAAAUGGAACAUAUUCCGACAUUGUUAUCGGACUUGUUACCUCUAAGGUCAGACAGUAUUUAUUGGUGAGAUUCAACUGUUUCUGUGGUGAGACCAAGCCACCUGUUCUGUGCUUUAUGAACCACAACCAGGGAUACAAACUAAUCUCGGCAUAAAAACCAAAGUGAUAUCCUGGGUGAAGAGAAAAACGCAGAGGUUUCUACCCCCAUUGGAUAAAUUAUCUGGUUCUCUGAGACGAACUCUGGACAUGUUGAAGUUUGAAAGUACCACUUUUGAGAGGAUGGAGGAAUGAAAUUCUUCACAAAUAUCAAGCAAAUGUUAGGUUUAGUUUAUUGUGUGGCCCCUCACUAUAAUGCAUACAAUGGGUGACGUGUAAGAUUUGUUCAUAAUGAACAUGUAUGAAUCGUAAAUAAAUGUAAGGAAAUAUGAAGUGUCAGUUCACCCAUGCACAUUGCCAAAACAGAGCAUCCGAUGGCGACAGUUAUCUUCAACAGCCUGCCUCUUAACUGUUAAGGGCAGAAGUUCAUAUGCUCUGUCCACUUUCUUCACUGAAGAUGAAUGAGAAUGUUUUUAUACUGUUUUUAGCAAUAUUUCAGCAAUGUCACAGCGAGGGACACCAGAAAAGGGCUUCACACAAUGAACCCAUGUGGGGAAUCGAACCCGGGUCUUUGGUGGAUGAGGAAACACUUUAACCCCAAGGCUACCCCACUGCCCCUUCACUGAAGGUAUACACUGUGUGCUCUUCAGUUCAGCAUCCUAUCACUAUGGUGAAACCAUUGGCUGCAGUUGUUCUGAACCAUGUUUUCCUUCUGUUUUUUUUUAAUUUUACCAAUUGAUACUGACAUGCUCUUAUGGAGAAAUUGGUACAUGUUUGACUGCCAAUUGAGAGCUAUGCUCUUGACAGUGGUCACUUUUAGCAAUAUUCAAGUAAUUGCAUAGCAGGUAUCAAAAACGAGACAUCCAUGCCGGGAAUCGAAACUGAACCUGCCUGGCAGAGAUUAACCCCUUAACCUCUAGGCUAUCUUACCACCAUAUUCAUGGGUGGAACUUGUGAUGGAUAUAUCAGUCAUAUCUUCCUUGCCUAAAAACUUUUACCUGUGUUGUCAGAAGGCUGUGGAGUUUUUAAUGGUAAUUUUGUGAUAAUGUUUUGUAAUUUGACUCCGAGGCUGAGGUAGUCUGGUGCGUUGUAUUGGCAGUGUAAUGUUGUGUUAUAGUGAGGGACUUUUGUAUAUGGAUUGUGCUAUAGUACAUGUUCUUCUCUCAUGUCUACAUGCAAUAAACAUGAUCAACCCAUA